Molecule: messenger RNA, 1322 nt
Organism: Ectocarpus sp. CCAP 1310/34
Lineage: Eukaryota; Phaeophyceae; Ectocarpales; Ectocarpaceae
Source: the annotation of a GenBank genome assembly
AUGCGAAAAGAGUUCAGCACUCUCUUCCCUCUGUGUACACACGAACUGGCGCUAUCCACUAGGCCAGGAGCGGAAGCGAGAGAGAAACUCACUUUGCAAGGAAAGCUCGCUUAUAUUUUUACAACGGCGGGGACCUGCACAGGCAACUGAAAAACAUAUGUGCUUUGAGGUCAUUUGGUCGUGUGAUAAGCAUGCAACUUCGCUGUGAGAUAGGGACCUCCGCGCCAUCCUGGUUGUUGUUGGUGCUUCAGAUGCUGUUGUUGUGCAGUCGGUGCUGCUGCUGCUGCUUUGCUGUGCGGCUGUGUCUUGCAACCUAGCGGUGCGUCUGCUGUGUAUAUCACAUCGAGUAGGUAUACGGCAAGCGAGCGUUGAGUUUAGCGGGGGAGCAUUCGAUUCGAGGCACCCCUGCUGCGACUGUACGAACGAGUCUGUGUGCCAGAGGCUGCUCUGCUGCUGUUGGCUGUGUUGGCUGUUGCUGCUGUUUGCUGUUCCCUUGCUUGAUGCAUUUUUUUUUUUUUUCUCCCAUCAUUGGACUCUGUCGAUUGCCCCUUUGACCCCUAUCCUCCACUUGUACCAGCUAGACGACCCAACCGGGGUCACAAAGGAGGGGGGGAUUGCACCCCCUCCUGAGGUUCCUGCCUGAGGUAUUUUUAUCGCGAGAAGGGUACAGCAAUCCCUUCCCUCGCGACGUAUGUAUGGAGUCGAUCAAGUUGUCAACCAACGAGCUUUGCAGCGCGUCGCUUCCAACGGAGACCAGGAGUUUAAUUGGCGAGAAAAUCUCACUCUGUCGGGACUCGAACCCAUGACCUGGUCCUUAGCAGGCUGCGAGGCCACCCACUAGACCACCGGGGCGACCGGUGCAUCUGUAUCUGCUUGGAUGUAUGCGCAUGUGCACUGGUAAAGUUCUUUCCGGUUUUUCCAAGGUCUGUUCGGACUGGUGGCGUCCAAAAGCCCCUGGAGGAUCCGCAAUGGAGUCAGUCACAUCAUAGACUAGACUAAGGGAUAAGAAAUCGGGCCGACGUCGGCUGGUCCCUCUGCCCAAAAUAAGAUAAUGACUCUUUUCUAUGAUAGAGAUGGCACAUCAGCCGCACAUACUCGCACAUAUGCAUACCAAACUGAGAAUAUGUUUGUAAACUGAUGGAGAUUGCAUGUGUUAGAACUAAUAGGGUGCGACACACAAAACGCCCGACUACCCAACAUACCCAACACCUUUCGUCUGCACCUUCCCAACAUAACAUAUUAUAUAUAUAUGAGACACACAAGACAGCUACCAAACUGAUUUGUUGAACCUGUUACCCACAGGGGAGAUGUCCCUAUAUGCU